AUGCCCUCGCGGCGGCGGCCCGUGGCAGUGGGAACCCCACCGCCGGGUUCCAGAAGGUGCAGCUCGCCGACGGGGACUUUCGGGUGCAGAGCCCGUACAACGUGCCGGUUCCGGUACCACAAUGGCGUGCGCACCUUCUGGGUGCACCGAAACGACAAACCCUUUAACACCGCCACCCACACCAACCCGCGCUCCGAAGUCCGGCUCUGA
Molecule: messenger RNA, 210 nt
Organism: Triticum turgidum subsp. durum (durum wheat)
Lineage: Eukaryota; Viridiplantae; Streptophyta; Magnoliopsida; Poales; Poaceae
Source: the annotation of a GenBank genome assembly